Messenger RNA from Carica papaya (papaya), 2244 nucleotides. RefSeq names its product Auxin-responsive GH3 family protein (gene GH3.1). The record is from RefSeq and is a predicted model, not a curated record. Lineage: Eukaryota; Viridiplantae; Streptophyta; Magnoliopsida; Brassicales; Caricaceae. Gene Ontology annotation, cellular component: cytoplasm. Gene Ontology annotation, molecular function: acid-amino acid ligase activity.
UCUCUCUUCUUCCCUCUCAUUUACAAAUCACAGGCCUCUCUCUUUCAAUCUGUCUUUCGAUCAACGUUAACUAAUCUCUUCAAAAAUGGCGGUUGACUCUGCAAUUUCGUCUCCUUUGGGACCGCCGGCGUGCGAAAAGGACGCCAAGGCCCUACAGUUCAUAGAGGAAAUGACUCGAAAUGCAAACUUGGUCCAAGAAAAGGUUUUGGCCGAAAUUUUGAGCCGAAACGCCGAGACGGAAUACUUGAAGAGGUUUAAGCUCAACGGUGCAAUUGACCGAGAUACGUUUAAGUCCAAACUUCCGGUCAUCACCUACGAAGAUCUCCAGCCAGAAAUCCAACGUAUAGCCAGUGGAGAUCGCUCUGCCAUUCUAUCGGCUCACCCUAUCUCUGAAUUCCUCACCAGUUCUGGGACUUCUGCUGGGGAAAGGAAACUUAUGCCCACGAUUCAAGAAGAGUUGGAUCGUAGACAGUUGCUCUACAGUCUGCUAAUGCCAGUAAUGAAUCUUUAUGUGCCCGGAUUGGAUAAAGGCAAGGGGCUAUACUUCCUGUUUGUGAAAUCAGAAACAAGGACUCCAGGUGGGCUCCUGGCCCGACCCGUUCUCACUAGUUACUAUAAGAGUGACCAUUUCAAGACCCGACCGUAUGACCCGUACAGCGUCUACACCAGUCCCAACGAGGCCAUCCUCUGCGCUGAUUCUUUCCAGAGCAUGUAUACCCAGAUGCUUUGCGGCCUUCUCGAGCGCCACCAUGUACUCCGCCUCGGUGCUGUCUUCGCCUCCGGCUUGCUCCGUGCCAUCAAAUUCCUGCAGCUCAACUGGCAAGAACUUGCCAAUGAUAUUAAAACGGGGAAGCUGAGCCAGAAGAUCACUGAUUCUUCCAUCAGGGACUGCAUGGCCAAAAUCUUGGUAAAACCAGAUCCUGAACUCGCUGGGUUUGUUAGAGCCGAGUGCGCUACGGGGAACUGGGAAGGUAUCAUUACGAGAAUUUGGCCCAACACCAAAUACCUUGAUGUGAUUGUCACUGGCGCCAUGGCUCAGUAUAUUCCUACUCUGGACUAUUAUAGUGGCGGGUUACCGUUAGCAUGCACCAUGUACGCAUCGUCCGAGUGUUACUUUGGCUUGAAUCUAAACCCCAUGUGCAAGCCAUCCGAGGUUUCUUACACAAUCAUGCCAAACAUGGCCUACUUCGAGUUCCUUCCCCACUCACCCAAUUCGCCCAGCGUCACCCGUGAGUCAUCCCCAAAACUCGUUGACCUUGUCGACGUGGAAGUGGGUAAGGAAUACGAGCUCGUGAUCACCACUUACGCCGGCCUCUACCGGUACCGAGUGGGCGACAUACUCCGAGUCACCGGGUUCCACAACUCCGCCCCGCAGUUCCAUUUCGUAAGGAGGAAGAACGUGUUGCUCAGCAUUGACUCGGACAAGACCGACGAGGCGGAGCUACAGCGAGCAGUGGAGAACGCAUCCCAGCUCCUCCGCGAAUUCAACACCAGCGUCGUCGAGUACACAAGCUACGCCGACACGAAAACGAUCCCGGGUCACUACGUGAUAUACUGGGAACUGCUUGUGAAGGACCCAGCAAACUGGCCCAGCGAGCAGGUACUUAAUCAGUGCUGUUUAGAGAUGGAGGAGUCGCUGAACUCGGUGUAUCGACAAGGCCGGGUCGCAGACAACUCGAUAGGCCCAUUAGAGAUCCGUGUGGUGAGAAGUGGGACAUUCGAGGAGCUGAUGGAUUACGCGAUAUCGAGAGGGGCAUCCAUCAAUCAGUAUAAGGUGCCGAGGUGUGUAAACUUUAUUCCUAUCAUGGAGUUGCUGGAUUCUAGGGUGGUAUCGGCGCAUUUUAGCCCAGCUCGGCCACAUUGGACUCCUGAACGAAGAAGGUGAUGAAAUAAUCUAUUUGUUUAAGCACCGACCAGAAGAGUUCAAGUCAAUGAGCUGGUCAUUAUUGCAAUAUGUAGAUUCUUCUCUAUCUCUUUUCUUUAGUUUUUUUUUUUCUUCUGAUUUUAAAAUAUUUAUUGGGUUUUAAUUUGGAUAGGGUUUCUUAUUUUUUAUUUUUUGUUGGAUUUACAUUUGGGUAGUUCUUUUUUCUAAUUUCGUUGGGGUUUCAAUAUGAAAAACCAAGAGGUGAAAAGAAGUACGUAUAAUGAUUAGGAUGUUUCAGAGUCAGGUUUGUGUUCUGGUUCAAUUAACCUCCAGAAAGGAUGUAUCACCGAAAAAGGAAUAUAACUUUUCUUUUAUAUAAA